Neocloeon triangulifer is the source of this 1482-nucleotide messenger RNA. Its product is annotated as elongation of very long chain fatty acids protein 7-like. Gene Ontology annotation, biological process: sphingolipid biosynthetic process; fatty acid elongation, saturated fatty acid; fatty acid elongation, polyunsaturated fatty acid. The transcript is spliced from 9 exons. Gene Ontology annotation, cellular component: endoplasmic reticulum membrane. NCBI's taxonomy places the organism in Eukaryota, Metazoa, Arthropoda, Insecta, Ephemeroptera, Baetidae. The record is from RefSeq and is a predicted model, not a curated record. Gene Ontology annotation, molecular function: fatty acid elongase activity. Bases 331 to 1131 code for a protein of 266 amino acids.
AAGCGGCCGCCUGCCUCCGCGUUUAGAUCCACGGGCACCUUGCACUUGGCAGCACGCGCACUCCAGUCCUCGGUGGACAACACUGAUUAAAAAUUUUCGCCUCUUAGAACCAAAGUUCUGGCGACUACACUUAAUCCCCGGCACCCGGCAGACGAGUAAAGCGAAAGGAAAAUAACCAGAGUUUGCAGCACCUGCGAGUCGGAAAGCACAAUGCCUUUUGUUGAAGGAUAAUUUAUUCAAUCAAGAUAGGAGAGUGGGAGACUUUUUGCUGCUUGCAUGUGACAAGAAACUAGUUUUAGUUGCUGCUGGUGAACGUCAAGAGGUGUCAAGAUGAGCAACUACGCGACAGAGAUCGUGGAAAAUUUUCAGAGCUUUCUUGAAGAGACGGCUGAUCCAAGGACAAGAGAAUGGUUUCUGAUCGACAGCCCUGGCAUACUUUUCACCAUUUUGGCGUCAUACCUUUAUUUUUGCAAUAUUGCUGGGCCAAAAAUGAUGAAAAAUAAAAAGCCCUUUCAAUUGAAAGAAGUCAUGAUUGCAUACAAUGCUUUUCAGGUCAUUUUCAGUGCCUACAUUGCUUGGGAGGGACUUCAGGGCGGUUGGUUGCACCACUAUAGCUUCAAGUGCCAACCCGUGGAUUACUCGCAAGACCCCGUCGCCCUCAGGAUGGCACGGGCGUGUUGGUGUUACUUUUUCUGCAAGAUCAUAGAGCUCCUUGACACUAUUUUCUUCAUACUAAGAAAGAAAGAUAGACAGGUGUCAUUCCUGCAUCUCUACCACCACACUCUAAUGCCUCUUUGUGCUUGGGUUGGUACCCGCUACCUUCCAGGUGGUCACGGUACCUUGCUGGGCGUGAUCAACUCUGUGGUGCAUAUUGUCAUGUACUCAUACUACCUUCUGGCUGCGUUUGGCCCUGAAGUGCAGAAGUACCUGUGGUGGAAAAAGUACAUCACCACCAUGCAGCUUGUGCAAUUCUGCAUUGUGUUUGUGCACUGCGCCCAGCUACUGGUUUAUGAAUGCAAUUACCCUAAGGCUAUCAUCAUGGCUCUUUGCGCCAAUGCAAUCAUCUUCUUCUACAUGUUCGCUAAAUUUUUCAAGCAGAACUACAUCAAACCUCAAAAGAAAAUUAUGUAAAAGGUAUUCUAGUUUGAAGUUGCCUUAAUUAUGUAUUUGCGAACAAUGAAACUUGGAUAUUAGGCAAUGUUUGCGAAUAAUAAUUAAUCAAAAGCAAUUUUAAUUAUUGUAAUAUACCACAGCUCUCAAUGGAGGAUUCUGUUUGUUUGAAUUUCUCUUAAACUAUAUAUACAGUGUAUUGUGUUUAAUAAUGGGUUUUGAAGAGAUUUCUGAUAAUAUCUCCAUGUUUUGGAAACUGUAACAGAUAAUUUAAUAAUAAAAAAAUUAAAUUUCUAAUGUUCAAAUUUGAAGAUAAAUAUUCUAAUCAUUAUACUACUAUUUUUUGGUCCCAAUCAUAUUAUGAGAAUUAAU